Messenger RNA from Penicillium soppii, 246 nucleotides. RefSeq lists its product as uncharacterized. The transcript is spliced from 2 exons. NCBI's taxonomy places the organism in Eukaryota, Fungi, Ascomycota, Eurotiomycetes, Eurotiales, Aspergillaceae. Bases 1 to 246 code for a protein of 81 amino acids. The record is from RefSeq and is a predicted model, not a curated record.
AUGUCAAAUUGGCAAAGACGAAUGGGUGGGUUGGAUAAAUUCCUCAAUGCGCUACCCCGCAGUUUCCCACGGUCGCUUCCCAACAAGAAUCUAACCCAUUGGCUAUACUCGGAGGCCAACAUAAUCCACUUGAGCACUUCCAACGAGGCACCAAUCCCCGUUCAGUUCAUCCCUGCCCUUGACUUAGAGGACAAUCGCUCAUCCGCAGUACGAAAAGUGAGGGGAGAUGGAAUCCUCGUCCCGUAA